Molecule: messenger RNA, 2079 nt
Organism: Jatropha curcas
Lineage: Eukaryota; Viridiplantae; Streptophyta; Magnoliopsida; Malpighiales; Euphorbiaceae
Gene: RH1
Product: RNA helicase 1
Molecular function (GO): nucleic acid binding; ATP binding
Source: RefSeq, a predicted model, not a curated record
UGGGCCCCAGUGAAUUACUUGGAGCCCUUCUGUUUCUUCUUCCUCCCUCCCUCACUGUAAAACCCUAGUUCCUGCACUGUAUCUUGGGGUUUAAUGUGAGUUUUGGGCAAGAGAUGGAGAAAGAGAGGGGAAUAAUGGAGGAAUCAACAGCAAAGAAGCGUAUGCCGUUUUUGCCAUGGAUGAGAAGACCAGUUGACAUUAGUGAAUUUCAAAAUUGCCCCAUUGAGCUCCUCCCUUGCCUUGACCCCAGGUUGAAGGUGGCAUUGCAGAACAUGGGUUUCUCAUCACUCUUUCCCGUACAAGUUGCUGUUUGGCAAGAAACGAUUGGACCUGGUGGUUUUGAGCGCGAUAUUUGCGUAAAUUCACCAACUGGAAGUGGGAAAACAUUAGCUUAUGCUUUGCCGCUUGUCCAAAUGUUAUCAACUUCUGCUGUUAGAUGUAUACGUGCUUUGGUUGUUUUGCCCACUCGUGAUUUAGCCAUACAGGUUAAAGACGUUUUUGCUGCAAUUGCACCUGCAGUAGGCUUAUCGGUUGGUUUGGCUGUAGGCCAAUCUUCAAUUGCUCUGGAAAUUUCUGGUCUUAUUAAAAGACCUAAGCUUGAGGCAGGCAUUUGUUAUGACCCAGAAGAUUUUGUGCAAGAGUUAGAGAGUGCUGUGGAUAUAUUGGUGGCGACUCCGGGACGGCUUAUGGAUCAUAUUAGCAGCACUAAGGGAUUUACACUUGAGCACCUACGGUAUCUUGUUGUCGAUGAAACAGAUCGCUUACUCAGGGAGGCAUACCAGUCUUGGCUUCCUAAUGUGCUGAAAAUGACUAGUUCUCAUGAUGAAAGUAUCAUUCCUCAUGUUAAUAGUUACCUUCCUCCUGUUUUUGGUUCUUUGAAAACCAUAAGGAGAUGUGGUGUUGAGAGGGGCUUUAAGGGCAAACCUUACCCUAGGCUUGUGAAGAUGGUUUUGUCUGCCACGUUAACACAAGAUCCAAGCAAACUCGCUCAACUUGAUCUGCAUCAUCCAUUGUUCUUGACAACUGGGCCUAGGCGUUAUAAACUUCCUGAAAAGUUGGAAUCCUAUAGAGUGAUUUGUGAGUCUAACCUGAAACCUCUUUACCUGGCUGCUCUUCUACAAAAUUUAGAAGGGGAGAAGUGCAUUGUUUUCACAUCAUCAGUGAAGUCAACUGAUUUGCUUUUCAACUUGCUCAAAUUUUUUGGUGAUCUAAAAGUCAAGAUCAAGAUGUAUACCGGUCAUCAACCUCAAUCCGUGAGAAGCAAGACAUUGAAGGCCUUCCGUGAAGGGGAGAUACAAGUACUUGUUUCCUCUGAUGCAAUGACUCGUGGAAUGGAUGUUGAAGGGGUGAAAAAUGUUAUAAACUAUGAUAGUCCUAAACACAUAAAGAGAUAUAUUCAUCGUGCUGGUCGAACAGCUAGAGCAGGCCAGACUGGCCGUUGUUUCACAUUGUUGCAUAGAGAAGAGGUAAAGCGUUUCAAGAAACUAUUACAGAAGGCUGACAAUAAUUCUUUUCCUGUUUACUCUGUCCCUUCCAGCUUGGUUGAGUCGCUUCACCCUAUUUAUAUGUCAGCACUGGAGAAACUGAAGGAGACUGUUGAAUCAAAAAAAUCUAGGAAGCGCAAAAUUCAUUUCAAAUCUUCAACGAUAGUCGGAGAAGAGGUGAAAAAAAAAAUAGCCGGGGAAUAAUUUAUCAAUUAAACAGCCUACUUUGUGUGAGACAUUGUUUUUGGAUAUAUACAGGUUCGUUCAGGCUUAUAUUUUACCAUAUAAGUUCGCUCUUACAAAGUUUAGGUGUACAAUUCUGUCUUUGUACCAUAUUUAGUUAUAUUUCAGCUCAACCUUUUCCCUAUGAUCAGAAAUUGUUAAUCUGUUCUCCAUAGGGAAAUUCUUGAUUUGUGCAAACACAUGGGGAAAAUCUGCCUGUCCUCUUUUGGAAUUUAUUGUGAUUUUGAGAUUACUAUAGUAUGUUGUAUAUUUUAGGUUUAAUAACGUUAUUUUUUAGUUGUAGAACUUCCUGAGACCAACUGUGUACAGAAAAUGUGCUCUAAAUACUAGCAAUGCCUAAAAUAACAAUGUC